AUGUCUGGCGAAGCUCCUCCACAAUUACGCCACAACAGUGAAUUCUACCUCGACUGGAUCACCUUUCAGGUCGAAGACGAACUAUUCAAAAUUCCUAUCCGAUGCAUCACUUUCGAUACCGAACCAUUCAAAACACUUGCCUCUCGUUCCUUGCCCUCAGGCGAUGGUCCUGUAGAAGGGAUGAGCGAUGAAUCUCCGAUUGCAUUAUCCGAUACUUCCAAGGUAGAUUUUCAACGAUUACUUGAAGUGUUGUGUCCUCUGUUUACCGGCGUUCUCGCGUACAGAAGCUUCAAACCCAAGCCUAUCACGUCUGUGGAGAUUUGGCACUCGGUGUUGAAGCUAUCGACAAAGUGGAGACUCUUGGAUGUUCGAAGUUACGCCAUCGAGACGAUGAACCAAUUAGGCCUUUCCCAUCAGAAUAUGCUUCGGUAUGGGCGCGACUACAAAGUCAGCAACUGGGUGAUCAAAGGGUGCCUAGGUUUCGCGAUACAAGAAGCUCCGUUAUCCGAAUGCGAUGCCAAAGAUAUCAUGCAGGGUUUGAGUCUAGAUGAGGGCGUGCGCCAACUCAUGCGAGUUGUGGGUUUGCACGAGAAAAACAAGCUUUCCAAUACAAGGGGUUGGAAUUGUCCAGUCUGUGUAUUCGGCGAAGUGCGGUGCAUGAACUGUUCCCGCUAUUCUUCGCGAAACUCCCCUGUCAAAACGGUGGUCGAUGAGGGGACGGUCCGUAUGAACUUCAAAGUCGAGGUCGCUGAAAUAGUGGCGGACGAGAAAUGUUUUAAUCGCGAGUAG
Molecule: messenger RNA, 789 nt
Organism: Pleurotus ostreatus (oyster mushroom)
Lineage: Eukaryota; Fungi; Basidiomycota; Agaricomycetes; Agaricales; Pleurotaceae
Exons: 3
Coding region: 1-789 (262 amino acids)
Source: RefSeq, a predicted model, not a curated record